AUGAUCAAUCGAUAUUUGAUUGAUAAGGCAAUAGUGAUCAGUUUGCCAAGUGGUGUUGACACUGUCUACAAGUCACAGAUCAAAGGUAGACAACUACUGGACAAUGGCAGUCUAAUACAAAUGCUUAAAUAUCAUGCCACUCAAUACUUUGUACAAACAUUCAAUCAAACAGUCGGACAACUCGGACAGCAAGGCGACUUGUACCCACCCAACGAAACAUUGUUAUCGUCGGCAAUCAAGUAUAACAACACAGUGGCAUUCAAUCUAUUGGUGAGCAAUACGAACAUGGCUUCAUUCAAUGAAGCCUCGACCAUCUUGGCACUCCGCUCAUGCAACCUUGAUAUCCUCCAGGGCUACAUCGCGAUGAAUGGCAAUGGUUACUUGACCGCCGAAUUCAAAGACCUGUGUCCGGCACUAGGCAGGGAUUCACUCUCGUUCAUUGAGCUGGCAUUGCAGCACUUUGACAUUGAGGGCGAGGCAGUGCUCGUGCUCAACAAGCCUGGCAUCCGCCUGGAAGUUGUGCGCUUGCUCCACCAGUACAACAUACUCAAUCAAUCUGGUUGCCUGCUCACAGUCCUAAAUAACGCGGCAAACAACAACAUGAUCGACUGCGUGAGGUACAUGAUGGACAGCCUCCCAGCUGCCAUGACGAUGGCGAACAAUAUCCCCAAGAACUUACUCAAGAUAAGUAUCGAGGGCGGUUUCUCCGAUAUGUUUGAAUAUCUCACUGCGCUGCCAGGUAUGAGCAAUGUAUUUGAUGAUCAUCACUGGGGCAGUCCCGUAUUCUCAAGAUCAAUAGCCAAUGGCCACGUAGACUUUGUCGAGCGCAUCAAGCAAUUAUUCGUCCCUGGCCUAAGCACACCUUAUUACAUACAGAGAUACACCAGUUAUAUUGAUGAGGCAUUGAAUAUUAGGAGGCAACAGAAUCUUGGCACAAGGGUAGACGAUCCAAUGUACAUUGCAUUGGCCAAUGAAGAUGUCGACAAGGUUCGCCAGAUCCUUGAUGGCCAUGGUCAAAAAAAAGUCAAGGUAUAUCUUCGGCUAGAGACACAUCCCAAGUUGUCCCUGCGCAUGGUGGAGCUCCUCGUUGGUCACGAAUCAUGCUCCUUGCAAAUCACUGAGCAGGACAUAUCAAACAUGAUUCAUGGUAUCAAUCGGCCUGGCAAUGCCAUCACAGAGGAGGCCGUCAAACUGAUCAUACAAUCAUGUAACAUCAAAUCAUCACACUAUCACAAUAUUAUGAUGAGGCAAGCGACACGCGUGUCCUUGUCGCUCCUGGAGUUCCUACACAGUACUCUUGGAUGCUCAUACACUCCAAGCAUUCUGGUCGAGGCCAUUCGCUAUGGUCAAGCCGACAUUAUGGAACAUCUCUAUCAAUUGCAUCAAACCUGGAUUGUUGAUUCUCAAGAUUCAAUCGAUGAGCUCAUCACCAAAGGAUCACUCCAGGCAAUCAAGGUUCUGUUCAAAUACAGAGAGUUGAGUGCUGAAGACGUGCCUAACACCCUCAUCAAAGCAAUCGAUAACCCAUCAUCAGAUGUAUUCGAGUUCAUCAUUGACAACAUCGAGCAACGACUGCGCUACGACUACACCACUGCUUCCGACUUGUUACAAUCAAUGGUCAACCGAGCAUGUGAGAUGGACAGACAUCUGAUAUUGAUGUCACUUCAUCGACGCAUCAACCGCGCCUUGCCCAUGCCUUUCCUCAGCAUCCUGGAGAAUGCCUCCCAGGCUAAUGCAUAUCAUUCACUCGAGUACAUCUUUGUGACAAACCCAUCCGCAUCUACCUUUGCCAACAUGACCAAACUGAACAGUCAUCGCACGAUCACUGCAAUUCUACACGUUGCCUAUGACCAAGGACAUACCCGCAUCAUUUUAAUGCUUGACAAACUCCUCAAAGACAUUGCCGCCAACAAGAAGAGGAAACAAGAUGUGUUGAAUGAUGAGACCGACUGCAAUAUGAUUGAGUGCGCAGUGCCCGCUGCUCAAUCACAGCGCAUGGACACAGCUUUCCACACGUUGUUUAGAGACAAACGAUUAUGCAUGAUGAUAAUGGGCUACAUGGGCAAGAUUUAUCGGACUUUGUUUGGUGGUGUCAAGCCAAUCAAAGGACAUGAGCUUCAGGCUAGUGAUGAGCUCAUGGACUAUAUUUGGAAUGGCGCCUCAUCAUGGUUCAUCGACGCCUAUAACACUGUCGCGAGCACAUAUCCACCCAACAAAAAGAUGAUCGAAGUGGCUAUGUGCCAAUCGGACACCAACGCACUCGAGCGCCUCCUUGCCAACCCCAACAUGACGUUGGAUGACCAUCCCGACUCACACAACACUCCUCGAUAUCUGGCACUCAACCUGUCUAGGACGACCAAGUCAUGCGAGUCACUCGCCGAGUUGUUGACAAUCUAUAUGGACAUCACUUGUCGUGCACACCUGGACAUCAGUGGAAGAACUAUGUUGUUUAUACAGCGACCUGCAUUCAUUCGUGCACUACUCAAGGUUGGAGCCACAAUCGAACGACCAGACGACGAUAAAAACAGUCUGCAACAUAUGAUGGACUCGUGGCUAAUUGAUCCGUGGGGUCUGGAGAUGAUCCAAUUGCUAAACGACAACUCUUUGCUCUCACCCUAUCAUCUGAGAGAGCUGCUAACCAUUGCAGUGAGACACAGUGCCACGCCAAUAGUCAAGUAUCUACUCGACAUUGGUAUCGUCAACAGAGAAGAAGAAGAAGAAGAAUCUGAUGUAGAACAAUCACAACCAAUCAUUGUAUCCGCGGCAGAGUCCGGGGAUAUGGAUAUUUUAGACCUUGUGCUCACAGUGACACCUCACAAACAAAUUCCUCGUCGUGACUGGGAGGAUGCAUUUUGCAAGGCAGCAAGCGGCGGUCAUACAUCAGUGGCCAUCAAGAUUUAUGAUCUCAUAAACUUACAACUCCCAGGAUUCGCACGUCCACUCAAAGCCCUCAGCAUGGCCCUCGCGGCUGGCCACCUCGACAUUGUCAACUUCAUCAUCGAUGCACCUCUUCCCAUCAUGGACGACGAUGAUGAUGAUGAUGGAUUCAACGAAGAUGGAGAAGACAAAUAUUUGAUCGUUGACAUCCAUCAUAGUAUCCUCUCUCAAAGACUCAUUCGGAAACUACUUUCAAUCCCCAGCUUAACUUGCAGGUUCGACAAGGUUAUGGCACGAGCCAUAUUGAAAGGCGAUCGAGAACUCAUCAAUAUGUUGGAGCUCAACGAACAAAAGAAGUUCCAGACUGACUACAGAGUGGCAAUGGGCACAGCGGCAAUAGUUGGCGACGACACCACAGUCAAGAUGAUCAUUGAGAAGAGACGUAGAUGGUCACCACUCGGUCGUCUAAGGGACAAGGAUCACGACCCUGACGAUGACACUGGCAGUGUGUUGGAUUCUAGUGGCGACAACGAGGACGAUGACGACAACAAUGACGAUGACGAAGAUGAGAAACCAAUAUGGAAUUACAUUCAACCAUCAGUCGGACACCUGUUGAUCAAGGAGAGUCCCAUCACCAAUUCCGACUACGAGGUGUGUGAAGUGAUUGACUCAUUUGACAAGCCAAACAGCAAGAUGACCGAGGAGCUUGCAUUGGAGUUCAUCAAAUCCUUUCUUGAUAACACGCCUGGCAGUCACAUUGACUUUACCCAGGUCCUGGGUAAAGCUGCCACCAAGUCAUUGGCAUUCAUCAAACCACUCCACGAGUACUUGCUUGGGAAGACCAAUAAUGGAAGCCUCUAUUCCUAUCAGUCCAAACUAUUCAAAUUGAUAAUUGAGCAGUGUUCAGCACGUGGCGACAUAGCUGCCAUCGAGUAUCUAUUGGGUGCACAAAUGGAUGCUCUCAUACUCAGGAAGAACUUGCAGUUGGUAGUGGACAGUGCAUGUAACUGUGACCAAGUCGAUUUACUCAAGUUUGUUCACACUCGAUGGGCCUUGUCCAAUGCUCCACAACAUGGACAACAACAUGGGCAACUAGUACCAUCACUCAAGAGCUUGUAUUCGGCGGCAGACAUCAACAAGUACAAUGUUCUGUCCUAUCUCAUUGGGGAUACACAAUCACCUGGUCCACUCUUAACAUCAAUGGAGCCACUACAUCUCACAAGAGCACUAAAGUUGAUAAGACAACAAGCUUAUGACACUGGAUGCAUGAGGAUCAUAAGGAUGUGCAAUAAAGUACUCUAA
This is a messenger RNA of Acytostelium subglobosum LB1, 4179 nucleotides long. RefSeq lists its product as hypothetical. NCBI's taxonomy places the organism in Eukaryota, Evosea, Eumycetozoa, Acytosteliales, Acytosteliaceae. The coding region runs from base 1 to 4179 and encodes 1392 amino acids. The transcript is spliced from 2 exons. The record is from RefSeq and is a predicted model, not a curated record.